UUUAAGACCAAGUUGGCUUUAACUAUGAAUCGGUGAUUUGGUAUUUGAUACAAUUUUCCCAAGCAAGUGUCAAGUUAUUGAUUGAUGACUUUAAUUUUCCAUUCACAUACAUAGGGAGGACACAUACUCUGUGCAAAUGUAUUUUCCCUCUUUCCUAAUUACUUGUCCUUGAAAUUUUACAUCGUUAAAACAAGUUUAAUAAUAAAUUCCUUGACUUUGAAUAUUUGUAUACCAACAAUAUCAAAAUUUCCUUUAAUCAGAAGGUGAAUAUUAAAUUACAAUUAAAAUUAUAUGUUGGUUUUUGACAGUUAAGAAAUAUUUUGGGAAGACAACAAAUGAAAGUUGUACUAAUGUUUAUGGUGGAGGGUUAGGGGAUUUCCAUACAUAAUUCCAAUUAUUUGUUUAGAUACAUCAGUUGGUUUGUGGGUUUGAAUGUAAGGGAUGUUUAUGACCUUUGCAGAAAUAAGGAAAGCAUGAUAAUUACCUAAGUUUCUGACAUGAUUUUAAGCAUGUUGAUUGAAAUUGAGGCAUAAGUAAUGCAACUUGGUUUGUCAAUUUAUUAGAGUUCCUCUGUUUGAUCUAUUAAAUGUUGUUAAUUAAAAUAACUGAAAGAUCUGAAUUACCUAUGGUUGGGACAUCUAGGGAGAUUUGUUUAUAUUUAAAGGGCAAGACUUUUCUGCUCCAUAAGUGGCAAGUAAGGAUGUAUGUUGAAGCCUUUAAUUGAAAAUGUAAACUUUUAGAGAACCAUGUUUAUUUAAACACUUCCAAGUUUGGUCCUCACAAAAGAACUUUGUAACCUUACUACCCAAUGCAGCCAUGCAUUAUAGAGUGGGAAGGCUCAUAUGAUUUCUAAGCUCAAAAUCUUUUAUGUAUGGAGCCGAGUUGUCAUAUACUUGGGAAAGAGAAAAGGGAAAAGAAGAAAAGGGAAGAUCCUUUUUUUCUACAAAACUUUAUCACAAAUAGCUAACUUGGAAAUGGAAGAUGUUCUUACGAUGAGUAGUGGGAAGUGUGGCAUUGAUAACCAUGAAUUCAUGGAUAGUAAGCAGAGUGAAGCUAGGGAAACCCUGAUGACCAAUUUGGUUUUUGCUAAAGAAAAGCUCGAUGAAAUUACACAAAAGACAUUAAAACUUGUUCAAGAGAACAAAAAGAUAAACAAUUCCGUUGAGCAAGUGAGGUGCAGGGCAAAAACAUCCCAGGGAAUUUCGUGUGUGCUGAAAUGUGAUUGUGGAGAGGAAUACAAGGUGGAAGUGAAUCUUUAGUCUUACAAAUUUAAAAUAGACAUGAAACUUAGAUGACUCAAAGGGCUGAAGAAACAAAUUGGUAGUUGACAGGUAAAUCUACGUUAAAUGAAACUAGGAAAUGAUCAUUGGAACUUACAAAGUGAAGGGAUUAUAUGAUAAAUGACUUUAGCUGUUAGCUCGGAUCAAGUUAAACUGUUGUGGUGUAUUUGCAGAAACAUUAGUGCUUCAUCUGUUGUAAAUAUUGAAGGAAUACUUAAUGAUGAUGCUUUCAUAUAAUAAA
Mangifera indica (mango) is the source of this 1521-nucleotide messenger RNA. RefSeq lists its product as uncharacterized. The record is from RefSeq and is a predicted model, not a curated record. The transcript has 5 exons. Lineage: Eukaryota; Viridiplantae; Streptophyta; Magnoliopsida; Sapindales; Anacardiaceae. Bases 843 to 1259 code for a protein of 138 amino acids.